AUGGGAGCCGGUGGAGGAGGCUGGUCUAAUGAGGCCAUUAAAAGGGUCCCGCCUCAAGCUCGCGGUGUGUAUAUCUGGCUCGCUGUCAUCUGGGCCUCAUACUGCGGUGGCCUUCAUGGCUUCAACACGGCGAAUAUCUCGGGCACGAUGAGUCUGAAGCCGUUUAUCAGGGAUUUUGGGUGGACAGAGUUGUCGAAGGCUACGGUAUCAGACUAUUCGGGAUGGGUGGUUUCGUCGAUGUUGUUGGGUCAAACGGCAGGUGUUCUUCUUUGCGGACCUCUUGGGGAGCGUCGGGGCCGGAAGCCCGUCAUCAUGGGCUCCGCCAUCCUCUACACCAUCGGGGCGAUCCUGAUGGCUGCCAACUUUGGCUCGCUUGCUGAACUGCUCGUGGGUCGCGUCCUGUCCGGCCUGGGCUCUGGCUUCGGCAUGGUCGUGGGCCCCAUCUAUAUCUCCGAGGUGGCGCCCACCGAGAUGCGAGGCAUGAUGACGACGUUCUAUAACAUUAACAUCAUGGCUGGCGUGUCGGGCAGCUACUGGAUCAACUACGCCUCGCUGGAGGUCCUCCCCGCCACUUCCAGCUGGCAAUGGCGCGCCACGCUCGUCCUGCAACUCAUCCCGGCCAUCGCUCUCUUCCUCGGAUUCCCCUUCUUCCCGGAAUCCCCUCGAUACCUGAUGCUCCGGGGCCAGGCUCAAGCGUCACACGACAGCCUCUCGCGCCUCCGCGGCCUCGACACUAGCAACGAGUACUUCGCGCGAGAAUUCAACGAGCUCCAAGCCCGGAUGACCGCAAACGCCGAGCCCCAAAGCGCGCUCCAGUCCUUCAAAUCGCUUCUCGGAUCCUGCAUCACCGACCCCCCGACCCGCAAACUCCUCCUCUUCGUCGUCAUCGUCCAGACCUUCUUCAUCAUGUCCGGCGGCAACUCCAUCACCUACUACGCCCCCACCAUCCUCAAAUCCAUCGGCCUCGACUCCACCCAAAUCCUCCUCUUCAGCGCCAUCUACGGCCUCGUCAAACUCGUCAGCGUCCUCCUCUACGCGUUCAUCCUGACCGACCGUUUCGGCCGCCGUCCUCUCCUCCUCAUCGGCUCGGCCCUCAACGUCAUCUGUCUCUGCUAUCUCUCCGUGUAUCUCGGCGUGUCGGAUCUCUCUGCCAAGAACACCUCCCCGUCCCCCGCCGCUUGGGUCGCUAUCGUCGCGAUCUGCGUCUUCGCUGUCGGAUACGGUAUUGGCUGGGCUCCUGCGUUCUCGCUCACCGCGUCCGAGAUCUGUCCGACGCCGAUCCGCGGGACGGUUGUGACGCUGGCGUUCGUGUAUCAGAAUCUGCUUAAUUUCGGCAUCACGCGGGGGUUCCCGAAUAUGACUGUUGAUAUGCAUGCGUGGGGCCCGUUUGCCUUGUUUACGGCGUUUACGGCCCUCGCGACGGGGUGGUUUUUCUUGGCGUUUCCGGAGUGUAAGGGGAGGAGUAUGGAGAGUGCAGAUAAGUUGUUUUCGUUGCCGUGGUGGAGGAUUGGGUUCGUUAGGGUUGGGGAGGAUGGGGAUGGGGGGAGGGUUAGAAGGGGGGGUGUUGAGGAGGGGAAGGAGGCGGGGGAGGAGAAGAGGAGUGGGUGUGAGCAUUGGGAGGAGGUGAAGGGGAGAAAGAUGGGUUGA
This is a messenger RNA of Aspergillus affinis, 1647 nucleotides long. RefSeq names its product sugar porter family MFS transporter. The record is from RefSeq and is a predicted model, not a curated record. Gene Ontology annotation, molecular function: carbohydrate:proton symporter activity. Gene Ontology annotation, biological process: transmembrane transport; carbohydrate transport. NCBI's taxonomy places the organism in Eukaryota, Fungi, Ascomycota, Eurotiomycetes, Eurotiales, Aspergillaceae. The coding region runs from base 1 to 1647 and encodes 548 amino acids. Gene Ontology annotation, cellular component: membrane. The transcript is spliced from 2 exons.